Molecule: messenger RNA, 2137 nt
Organism: Nymphaea colorata (pocket water lily)
Lineage: Eukaryota; Viridiplantae; Streptophyta; Magnoliopsida; Nymphaeales; Nymphaeaceae
Product: protein NRT1/ PTR FAMILY 2.13-like
Exons: 4
Coding region: 74-1960 (628 amino acids)
Biological process (GO): transmembrane transport
Cellular component (GO): plasma membrane
Molecular function (GO): transmembrane transporter activity
Source: RefSeq, a predicted model, not a curated record
UCUGCCCAAGGGACGGACGGAAGCGGAAGGAAGAAGCUGAAACGAAAGGAAGUGGAAAGGGCCCCGUCGGAAGAUGGAGGAGGAGAAAGGAGAGAGCACCGUCAGACACUAUGAAGCUCUCCACUGCAGCAUGAGAUGCUUCUGUUUGUCUGCUCCCCCCAUGAAGCCAGAAAAAGGUGGUGAUAGCGGCGGCUGCGACCAUGGUGGUGGUGGUGGUGGUGAUGAGGAAGCGCCGAGAGAGGCGGCUGCCGUGAAGAAGCACGGUGGAUGGAAAUCUAUGCCGUUCGUUAUAGGGAACGAGACGUUCGAGAAGCUGGCGGCGUUCGGGCUGAUGGCGAACUUCAUGGUGUACCUUGUGAACAAGUUCAAGAUGAAGCAAGUCUACGCCACCAACGUCCUCAACAUCUUCUCCGGCACCGCCAACUUGGCCCCUCUCGCCGGCGCCUACCUCGCCGACGCCUACCUCGGCCGCUUCCGCACCUUGGCCUUCGCCUCGCUCGCCUCCCUCGCUGGCAUGGUGGUGCUAACUCUAACAGCGUUACUCCCACAACUACGACCCCCCGAGUGCAGCCACGAUGACGCCGGCGCCGGAGGAUGCGCCGGACCGUCUCGGAUGCAUCUCGGCGUCCUUUUCACGGCGCUGGCUCUGCUAACAAUCGGCGCCGGCGGCAUCAGGCCUUGCAACGUAGCAUUUGCAGUGGAUCAGUUCGAUGCUGCGAGCGAGAAGGGGAGGAAGGAUAUCAACACCCUCUUCAACUGGUACUACUUCUCCUUCACAAUCUCCAUGAUGGUAGCGCUCACUCUCGUGGUUUACAUACAAGACUCCGUGAGCUGGUCGCUGGGCUUGGGGAUCCCAGCACUUCUGAUGCUCUUCUCCAUCAUCGUCUUCUUCCUCGGCACCAAAAUGUACGUCAUGGUGGAGCCUGAGGGCAGCGUUUUUACCAGCAUUCUCCAGGCGCUGGUGGCCUGUUACAGGAAGCGCCACCUUGAUGUGGAGAAGGCCGUCUACUUUGACCCGCCGUCUUCCACACCGAAGUACGUUCUUACUGCUAAUCUCAGGUUUCUGAACAAAGCUGCCAUUGUGGUUUCAGAAGCUGAGAUAACACCAGAAGGAUCGGCAGCCGAUCCUUGGAGACUUUCCUCUGUGCAGAAAGUGGAAGAACUGAAAUGCUUGGUGGGAAUUUUCCCCAUCUGGAUCGCUGGUGUGCUUUGUUUCAUACCAGCGGCUCAGCAGGGCACUUUCUCAGUUCUGCAAGCCCUCAAAAUGGACAGACGCCUUGGCACAGGCAGCUUCCAAAUCCCCCCUGGUUCGCUUGGUGUCUUCUCCUUGCUUGCUGUUACACUGUGGAUCCCCAUUUACGACAGGCUCAUAGUCCCAGCGGCAAGAAACAUCACAAAUCAAGAAGAGGGCAUAACUCUGCUGCAGAGAACGGGGAUAGGGUUGGUUCUAUCCGUUCUGUCGAUGUUGGUAUCGGCCAUGGUGGAAAGAAAGAGAAUACAUGCAGCUCUGCUUCACCCAGACAUCAAUGGAGUUGCACCAAUCUCUGUCCUGUGGUUAGUGCCCCAGUGUGUGAUACUUGGUCUAGCUGAAGCCUUUUACGCCAUAGGACAGAUUGAGCUCUACUACAAAGAGUUCCCUGAUCACAUGAAGAGCUUCUCCGGUUCACUUCUGAACUGCGCGUUUGCCUUGUCGAGCUACCUUACAAGCCUUUUGGUGUCUCUGGUUCGUAGCACUACAGCAACUGCAAAGAGUGGAGGGAAGAGCUGGUUGGAAGAUGACAUCAAUAGAGGAAGAGUCGAUUACUAUUACUACCUUCUCGCAGUAUUGGGAGGCUUCAAUCUCCUCUACUUCUUGAUUGUUUCCAGUAGAUACGAGUACAAGGCUACCGCACGAAAAACUGACGUUAAAAUAAUGGGUGCUCAGAAAGGUGAAGACGAAGACGGAAAAGAAAAUUGCUGAAACCUUAGUAAAUGAGAUGCUCUGCAUUUUCUUGCACCCAUGGAAAGGAAACAAGCCACUUUCGGUGGCAGUCAACCACAUGAAAUUUGAUUUGAGCAGCAUAUUAGGUACAGGUUUUGGUGUAAUAUACAUGCAUGCGCAUGGAAAUUAAUAGAAGAAAACUAUUUGCCAACACAA